Messenger RNA from Chlamydomonas reinhardtii, 2732 nucleotides. RefSeq lists its product as uncharacterized. NCBI's taxonomy places the organism in Eukaryota, Viridiplantae, Chlorophyta, Chlorophyceae, Chlamydomonadales, Chlamydomonadaceae. The transcript has 5 exons. The record is from RefSeq and is a predicted model, not a curated record. Gene Ontology annotation, cellular component: mitochondrial matrix; ribonucleoprotein granule. Gene Ontology annotation, biological process: regulation of mitochondrial mRNA stability; chloroplast rRNA processing; mitochondrial RNA processing. The coding region runs from base 99 to 2165 and encodes 688 amino acids. Gene Ontology annotation, molecular function: RNA binding.
UACCGAACAGCCGAAUGAGGAGAGCUCGCUAGUAAACACCUUUGGCGAUCAGCUGCGGGGCUGGGUCUAGGCGCUAGAGAGAGGUUCGCAAGGAGACAAUGUCAAUCGCGUUGCUCUGCAGACGUCAAGGCCGGGGCCUGGCUCGCGCUUUGAGCCUGAUUGAGUCUGGAGCUAGCAUUGAGAGAGAUGUGGCGAUAACGGACGAAAACAUUAGGGGCUCGGACGCUGGUGCAUGCUCGACCUCACGGCAGUGCCAGCCCGACACGCCUAUCGGCGGGUUUCGUCAGUGGCCUCGCUCGCUGCAGCUGUGGCGUGGGUUCGCGGUGAACAACAAGCCCAGCCUCAAGUAUGUGCCAGUGCCGGAAUCGCAGCACGACGAUUUCACGUCGGAGCCCACCACCUACACGCAGCUGCUUGCUUCCAUCCGCGCCGCCAAGUCGCUAAAGCGGCUGGAGCACCUGGUGGACACCUAUGCGGACCGCUUCGAUGCGGUGCACGUGGCCGCAGCCGUUGCGCGGCUGCCGCACCUGCUCAAGUACCGGGAAGCGGACCUGGUAGACAUGAGUGCGUCGGCAGUGGUGCUGCCGUCAGGCAUGACGCGCACGCGAAGGAAGCAUGGAGCGCAGCUGCGGUCGGGUAGCGCGGAGGUGGCUGCACGGCUGGCGGCGCGGGUGGACGCAAUGCUUCCACAGCACGUGGCGCACUUCUUCCCGCGCCAAGCGGCUUGCUCCAUAUGGGCGUUUGGCGAGCUGCGGCGGCAUGGGGUCAUCGAGCGCAUGGACUCGCUUCCGCAGGUGCUCAUGUCUGUGACGCGCGGCAACCUGCAGCCGCUGCGCGUGCACGCGGCGGGCGUGGACUUUGCACAGCUGCUGCACGGGCUGGCCAAGCUGGGCCACAACGACGAGCCUCUUCUGGACGCGCUGCUGCCGCUGGUGACAGAGCGGCUGGGCAGCAUGCAGCAGCGCGAGCUUCAGAUGACGGUGUGGGCGCUAGCCACGCUGCGGCGGGCCACGCCUGAGCUGCUGGAUGAGGUGGCGCAGCAGCUGUUGAGCACUAGCACCGCCUUCCUGCUGCCCUCCGCAUGCGCCUCCGUGUUCUGGUCAUACGCCAAGACGGAGGGCCUGGCGCGGCUGUCGCCGGGAGGGGAGGGCGGCGCGCGGGUGAGCCGGAGACGGGCGCGCGUGGCGGCGGCGCGCGUCAAGCUGUUCGACAGCCUGGCCGCCACCAUGAUGGCGCAGGCGCUGCUGCUGGCGCCGCAGGACGUUGCCACCACGCUGUGGGCCUGCAGUGUGCUGGGCUACCACCACAGCCAGCUGCCGGCGGUGCUGGGCGACGCGGUGCUGAGGGCGCUGCCCAACUGCAGCGAUGCCGAGGUGGCCUCCGUGCUGGAGUCCCUGGCGCACCUGGGCUACCACCACGCGCCACUGAUGGACGCCGUGGCGGCGGGCAUCUUGGCCGAGCCGGUGGUCAGUACCGAGCCGGUCAACAUCGCGCGGGUGCUGUACGCGUACGGCGUGCUCGCACGGCGGGGCCCGCGGGACCUGCAGCUAGUGGGCACGUUGGCAGAGGCGUUGGUGAGGCGGCUAGCGCGCGUGGAGCGGCUGGAUACGGUGGCGCUGGCCUGCCGCGGCCUGGGCGCGUUCGCCUACGACGAUCAGGCGGUGCUGGCCCAGGUGGCGGCGCGCACCGAGCAGCUGCUGCAGACCUCGACGACUGGGCUAGAGCAGCUGCAGGCGGUGCUGCGGUGCCUCGACGCAGGUGGCUGCUCGUAUUUCCAGCUGGCGGUGGCGGCGGCGCGGAUGCUGGACGACCGCUUGCGCGCCGGCGCCUGCCGCAGCGCACCCCUAGCUGUGGAGGUGCUGUAUUACAGCGCGCGGCAGGGCGUGGAGGACAAGGAGGCGGUCAAGGCGGUGCUAGACAAGGUGGCCCAGCACCAGUCGCAACUGCGCGCGACGGACGUGGCGCGGCUGGUCGUGUGCUGCCAGGUGAUGGGCCAGUCAGCGACAUCGCUGCAGGGCCUGCUGCAGACCCUCCUUAGCAACGCCGCAUCUGUGGACGCGGCCACGGCGCGCGCCGCAGCCACCAGCGCCGCCGCAUUGGGGCUGUCAGAUGUGGCGCAUGCGUUGAAGACGGCAAGCGUGGCACAAGCUGUGGCUACGGCUUAGCGUUUGAUGUCAUGCCCAGAGGCCGCGGUGCAAUGUCAUGCAAGGGAAGGCGCUGUUGUCAUUGUAUGUUUGAAGUGUGACAACAGCAGGAGCCCAUGUCAAGUGCCAAGUGCAAGUCUGGAUAUGUUUGCCCGAAGCACGCUAGCGUAGAGAUAGGUCUAGGGCGCGCGCUAGCCUAACCAAGGUAACAUACAUGACGUCAGCCUGUCCAUGUGGUAGGUCGAACGCAGUCCGUGAACGUGCAGGUUGCGUGAGGCCACACAGCGAGGUUACCGGUAUGAUGUAGCCUCGCAUUUAUGGGGUGUCAUGUCAGGGCAGGAACGUAGCACGUUUUGGGGCUCUAACCGACCCCUAUCAUUCGUAAUCCCGAAUAGCUGCAAGGCGUAGAAGCAGGUAACGUAGGGCCCACGUUGUGGCAGGAAAACGCUUCUGCAUAAGGAGGUGGGCAAUGGGUGGGUGAGGUGGGACAUGUGGGCACCGCGUGCAGGACUGCAGGCGACAAUCGCCUAGCCCUGCCUAGCCGUACAUUUUCCUGAAGCAGUAGGCCUGGUCCGUCUGGUUUGCUCU